GCUGUUGAGCUGCGCACUGCGUUGACUGCACACACUGCACAGACAGCAGAAGUCAACCAAAGAAUUUCUGCUACAGCUGAUUCGGUCGCCAUUUUUGUCGCGAACAUAAACAACACCAGUGAGUCGCGUUGGCAUUUGGAUGUACCGCUGUUUGGAAGAAAGCGACCAUAGUCUCCCCGCUGCAGCAGCGCUGACAUUUUCAACCGAAGAUGACAGCUGAUUUGGUCACCUGACCCAGUCGGAGAUGGGGCUCAAGCGUGGAUUUCCUCAUCGGGAGGGAGCGGAGGUUUAAAGGGGGGCGGGGAGGGCAGCAGAGGGGCCUUGCUGCUCGUCAGCCCUGAGGAGAUGGACCAAGAGUACGAGAGACGGCUGCUGAGGCAAAUCAACCACCAGAACCUGCCGACAGAGGCCCGCCUGUCAAAGUGUGUAAGUGUUACCUGCAGUCCUGUAAGUGUAAAGUCAGGGGACCGCUUCAUUCCCACCCGUGCUGGAAGCAACUGGAGCAUCAACUUCCACUACGCCAAUGAGAACUGCCGCUCCCCAAAUCAGAACCAUAAAGCAAAGGAUGCCAGUUCAGACUCGAGCAAAGAUGCUGUGGCGUAUGCUGCCCUGUUGAGGAAUGAGUUACUGGGGGCAGGGAUAGAGACUGUGCCAGACCCUCACACAGAUGACCGGCGGCAUGCAGUCCUCUCCCAAGACUCUCACAGCCUUUUUAGGUACACUGUCCACACUAAGAGAGUGCCUUUCGAUAGCGAUAAUGAAGUCUCACCCUACUCCCUUUCUCCACUUAGCAACAAGAGUCACAAGCUGCUCCGCUCUCCUCGUAAACCAGCCCGUAAGAUCUCCAAGAUCCCCUUCAAAGUGCUGGAUGCGCCGGAGCUGCAGGAUGACUUCUACCUCAACCUGGUGGACUGGUCAGCAGGCAACUUGCUCAGUGUUGGUCUGGGUGCCUGCGUCUACCUGUGGAGUGCCUGCACCAGCCAGGUGACAAGAUUAUGUGACCUUUCAGUGGAUGGAGACUCUGUUACAUCAGUUUGUUGGAAUGAGAGGGGGAGUCUUGUUGCCGUCGGAACCCAUAAGGGUUACGUUCAGAUCUGGGACGCAGCAGGAGGGAGGAAGCUGACCAGCCUGGAGGGUCACUCGGCACGUGUAGGCGCCCUGGCAUGGAACGGAGAGCAGCUGUCGUCAGGGAGUCGGGACCGAGUGAUCCUACAGCGGGACAUCAGAACCCCCCCUUCAGCUGAAAGGAGGCUGCAAGGUCACAGACAAGAAGUGUGUGGUCUCAAAUGGUCUCCUGACCACCAGCACCUCGCGUCCGGAGGCAACGACAAUAAGUUAUUGGUGUGGAACAGCUCCAGCCUUCUCCCUGUGCAGCAGUACAGUGACCACCUGGCGGCAGUGAAGGCCAUCGCCUGGUCCCCCCACCAACACGGGCUGCUGGCGUCGGGGGGCGGCACCGCCGACCGCUGCCUGCGCUUCUGGAACACACUGACGGGUCAGGCGCUGCAGAGCACAGACACCGGCUCCCAGGUCUGCAACCUGGCAUGGUCCAAACACGCCAACGAACUGGUGAGCACGCACGGCUACUCUCAGAACCAGAUCCUGGUGUGGAAGUAUCCGUCACUAACACAGGUGGCUAAGUUGACAGGACACUCCUACAGAGUGCUGUACCUGGCUGUGUCACCAGAUGGAGAGGCCAUCGUUACAGGAGCUGGGGAUGAGACGCUACGUUUCUGGAACGUCUUCAGUAAGACACGCUGCACCAAGGAGUCAAAGUCCGUGCUGAAUCUCUUCACAAGAAUACGAUAGUGAGCAGCCCGGGUCAGGACUGGUUUCAGGAGGAGCCUACUGAGCUGUGGUUGAAAUGCACAGAGUCACCAACGACACUCACAGACUAGCCCUUAGAGUCCUCUCAUCUCAGUGCACCAAUCACCACUACAGCCCUCCUCAAAUCCACGUUUUCUACAGAGGAUGCGGCCCCAACUUCCAACAACUGCCAUCUCUCACAGUGACGUCACUGAUAAAAACAAAAAAACAAGCAGUCUAUUGCCAGGACACGUUGUCUGCUUAAAAAAGUCGGUCUUGUUCUCUUUUUCUGUUGUGGAAGUGAGGGAAUUGUUUUUAUUAUAUAUUAGCAGAAGUAUACAUGUACAAGAG
This is a messenger RNA of Sander lucioperca (pikeperch), 2157 nucleotides long. RefSeq names its product fizzy/cell division cycle 20 related 1b (gene fzr1b). The transcript has 14 exons. Gene Ontology annotation, biological process: positive regulation of ubiquitin protein ligase activity; positive regulation of anaphase-promoting complex-dependent catabolic process; anaphase-promoting complex-dependent catabolic process. The record is from RefSeq and is a predicted model, not a curated record. Gene Ontology annotation, cellular component: anaphase-promoting complex. The coding region runs from base 346 to 1809 and encodes 487 amino acids. Gene Ontology annotation, molecular function: ubiquitin ligase activator activity; protein binding; anaphase-promoting complex binding. Lineage: Eukaryota; Metazoa; Chordata; Actinopteri; Perciformes; Percidae.